Messenger RNA from Ceratitis capitata (Mediterranean fruit fly), 1680 nucleotides. RefSeq lists its product as uncharacterized. The record is from RefSeq and is a predicted model, not a curated record. NCBI's taxonomy places the organism in Eukaryota, Metazoa, Arthropoda, Insecta, Diptera, Tephritidae. Bases 1 to 1680 code for a protein of 559 amino acids. The transcript has a single exon.
AUGACAUUGGCAACGGUCGACACGAAAUCGUCCUUUUUGAAGGAUCAUAUGUUCAAACUACAGGAAGUUUCAAAAAGACAAAGCGAUUAUAGGCGAGCACUAGUGGCACGCCUAAAGCACUUCAGACGCAAUCAAAUCAUGGAGGGUAAUAUAAAGAAAGGCACUGCGAAAUUACGCAAGGAGAGAACCGAUAUCAAGUUGCACAUGUGGACAGCACUCGGUGCACAAUACCGAAGAAAAUCUGCGGCAAAUUUGAAAACCAUUAAAUGCCAUAUAAGCUGUGAAGAGCACCUGGCAGAGGAUAUACAGCUCCUGAAAACGGGCAUAGCCAAUAUUGAACGUGAACUAGGUCGAAUGGCACGUCAGAUAUACGAACUAAAUCGGAACACUGUGCCUGCGACAAGAGCCAUUGAAAACAAAGUGCGGGCGCAAAAGAAAUUGGCCAUGAUGGAGAAUCAAUUGGAAGUGGGCAUACAUCAAGAGUGUAAAAUGGCCGCCGAGAAUAUGGCAUUGCGCGAAGAGCUGCGCGAACUAAUACACGAGCGUAAAACCUUCAGCGAUCACUAUUACAAAUCAAUACGCGAACUCAAUAGCGACAAGAAAUAUAUGAUCGAUUUAAUUGGUUACGCGUUGAAUCAAUUCGACGCGAGCAUAGAUCUCUAUGAGAGAUUCGAUAUUUUUAAGAAACGCCAGAGCAGGGAGCUGGAACAAAAACGUUUGGAAAUGCGUGAUCUCAGUCGUAACAAAUCUGAAUUGAAAGAUGAAGUUGAUUUUUAUAAGACCAAAAAUCGUUACAGAAAUUUGGAUGACUUGCAGCCGAAGGAGUAUCGCAGACGGGACAACAUGCGCGAGAGCUUGAAACGCAAGCUCACCGUCAACAAAAAGGUGUUGCACAAAAUCUUCCAAUAUACCGGUGAGAAGAAUGUUCGAUCUGUGAUAAACAACUUUAAGGAACAGGAAAGCCUCUACUACUCUUAUUUCAAUUACGCCAAUGAGACGAGUUACCACAUGACAUUGUUGAACAACGCCGUUAAUCGGCUUUUCGCGGACAUUGAUAUGCUCAAGUUGGAAAACCGAAAUUCUAUGCAAAAUCAAUUGGAGCAAAUCGAGAAAUUGGAAGCGAGUUUGGCGGAAAAACGUCUCAGCAAUAAGAAUCUUCAAAAAACCAAAGAACUAAACAAUGAACGUUUGAAGAAACUUUUCCAAGGUUUAAAACUGGUACGCGAUCAUUCGAAAACCAAUUGGAAAUCACUGGAAGAACUAAUUGGCAAGUAUCGGGAAAUCAAUAUAAAUAAUUUAAGUGCACAACUGAAGCUGAUGGAGAAACAUAUAUUUGGUGUCUUGACAGUGGUCUAUAGAAAUGAACGCAAAGACCCCAAUAACAGACCAAACGAGUACCUGGUGAAGCACAUAGAAAAGUUCGCUGAUUAUGCGACUAAUUUGGAUGAUAUUGUCUUAACGCAGCAAUGUCCCGAAUGCGCCGAAGUUGAUGCCCUCAAUAUAGAUGAGACAGAGAGUGUUGGCAUUAUGCGCAUAGAAAAUAUAAAGUCCAAGUUAUACGAUAAGGUCACCCAGCCGGAAAUGCAAUAUCGUUUACAUAGCAUGAGCACCUGCCGUUUUCCCAGAGCGCGCAUGCUGACCGCAAAAAGAAAUAUGGAGAACGAGUUAACAUUGAGUUAG